This is a messenger RNA of Adineta steineri, 1431 nucleotides long. Lineage: Eukaryota; Metazoa; Rotifera; Eurotatoria; Adinetida; Adinetidae. The record is from the annotation of a GenBank genome assembly.
AUGCAUGGUCAAAGUAUUCCUCUUGAUUGGCAAUCAUCCAUGAAUAUAUCUUCUCCUGGUUUUCAGUUCUUACCUGUCAAUUAUCAAGCACUCUUUUUGUCUCAAAUCAAUACAAAAUCAUUAUUUUCUUGUGCACAAACAUGUCAUUCAAAUGGCAAUUGUCGCAUAUUUGAUUUUGAUGAUCAAUCAUUGUUGUGUCGUCUUUUUCAAGGUAAUAUAAUAACUAUGGGUUCAAUUAUACCUUCUUCAUCUCCGCAAUCUCGUGUUGGGUCAAGAAAAUAUAAUGCAGAACAGUUUAUUAAUCAUGGUCAAUCAUGUUCAUUAUGUGAAGGAAGUCGAUAUAUGAGAUGCAUUAAUAAUACAUGUCAUUGUGAAAUAAAUACAUAUUUUGAUGGAUCAAUAUGUCAGAGUCAGAAACUACUUGGUGAUGUAUGUAUGAAUAGUACAGAAUGUCGACAUGAUCUCAAUUAUACAUGUUUACCACGUCAACAAUGUGGUCCAUCAUCGAUACAGGUUGGAGCAGUUGUUGCUGGUAAUGCUAAUGGUGCGCAAGGAAGUUCUUUAACUACACUUUACUAUCCAGCAGGAAUUACAAUUGGAAUUGACAACUCACUUUAUGUAUCCGACUCUUACAAUAGCAGAGUCUUGAGAUUUCCAGCAGGAUCUUUAACGGGUUCACUCGUCGCUGGAACAGGAUCUCCAGGCGCUAGUAACAACCAAUUAUAUGGGCCUUCAGGUUUAUAUAUUGAUACGUCGUUUAAUCUCUAUGUGGCAGAUACUUAUAAUUAUCGAAUAAUGCUUUGGCAAAAUAACUCGUCGUUUGGUGUUCGAGUGGCCGGAACUGGUUUGUCUGGAAAUACGUUAAGCAGUUUCGGUCUUGUAGGUGGAAUAUUUGUUGAUUCACAAAAAAAUAUUUAUGUUUGUGAUCAAGCUAAUAAUCGCAUAAUGAGAUUCUCACCUAAUACCACGUUUGCCACAAUUAUCGGUGGUACCGGUGUUGCUGGUAAUGAUGAUCAACAGCUCAAUUCACCAACUAGUCUAUUCUUUGAUGAGCCCAAUUUCUAUCUUUAUGUUUCUGAUACUAACAAUCAUCGAAUUCAACGAUAUCAUGUUGGUGUUUCGUUAAACGGAACUACCGUUGCUGGAGGAAAUGGUCAAGGACCUGGAAGUAAUCAGUUGAAUAUGCCAUAUUCAUUAUGCGUCUCAACAAUCAAUAGUUAUAUUUAUAUUACAGAUGGUGGAAACCAUCGUGUGCAACGCUGGAGUUUUGGAGCAUCAUAUGGAGUGACCAUUGUCGGCAAUGGUGCAAUAAUAAGAAAUGAUUCAACAUUGAUACAAGGAAAUAUGACUAUUAGACUAAACAAUAAUGAAAAUAAUCUAUUUGUAAGUGAAAUGACGGAAAAUAGAGUUUGGCGUUUCCAACUCAUUUAA